AUGACAACUUGCACCUUCUAGCCUUGAUCGUUGAUGACGCCGUCAACGACGAUAACUCGGUCAUCACCCUUUCGCCAAACACGAUGGAUCUCCUCCAGUUCUUCCGUGGCGAUGUCGUUAUCGUCAAGGGCAAGAAGAGGAAAGAUACCGCCCUUAUCGUCCUUGCUGACGAGGAGGUCGAGGACGGUGUCGCCAGAAUCAACCGCGUUGUCAGAAACAACCUUCGCGUCAGAUUGGGCGAUAUCAUCACCGUUCAUGCCUUCCCCGGGAUUAAAUAUGCCAAGAGAAUCUCCUGCCUGCCUAUCGCCGACACUGUCGAGGGUAUCACCGGCUCUCUCUUCGAUGUCUACCUCAAGCCGUACUUUUUGGAGGCCUACAGACCUGUCCGAAAAGGCGAUCUCUUCACUGUCCGUGGUGGAAUGAGACAGGUUGAGUUCAAGAUUGUGGAUAUGGAGCCUUCAGAGUACGGUAUUGUUGCACAGGAGACUGUCAUCCACUGUGAGGGCGAUCCUAUCAACAGAGAGGAUGAGGAGAACAACUUGAACGAGGUUGGAUAUGACGAUAUCGGUGGAUGCCGAAAGCAGAUGGCUCAGAUUCGUGAGCUUGUUGAGCUUCCGCUUCGCCACCCUCAGCUGUUUAAGAGUAUUGGUAUCAAGCCCCCUCGUGGAAUUUUGAUGUUUGGACCUCCUGGUACCGGAAAGACAUUGAUGGCGCGAGCUGUUGCGAACGAGACUGGAGCGUUUUUCUUUUUGAUCAACGGACCGGAGAUCAUGUCAAAGAUGGCGGGAGAGUCUGAGAGCAAUCUGCGCAAGGCGUUUGAGGAAGCCGAGAAGAACGCGCCGGCUAUUAUCUUUAUCGAUGAGAUUGACUCGAUUGCGCCCAAGCGAGACAAGACCAACGGAGAGGUCGAGCGAAGAGUUGUGUCUCAGCUGCUGACGCUUAUGGAUGGUAUGAAGGCGCGGGCCAAUGUUGUUGUGAUUGCUGCGACCAACCGCCCGAACGCGAUUGACCCUGCUCUCCGUCGAUUCGGCCGAUUUGACCGAGAGGUUGAUAUUGGAAUUCCGGACCCUACUGGACGACUUGAGAUUCUUCGGAUCCACACCAAGAACAUGAAGCUUGGGGAUGACGUUGAUCUUGAGACGAUUGCGGCUGAGACCCAUGGAUACGUCGGAUCUGAUUUGGCGUCUCUGUGCUCUGAGGCUGCUAUGCAGCAGAUUCGAGAGAAGAUGGAUUUGAUUGAUCUCGAGGAGGAGACUAUUGAUGCCGAGGUUUUGGACAGCCUGGGAGUUACUAUGGACAACUUCCGAUUUGCGCUUGGAGCGUCCAACCCGUCAGCGUUGCGGGAGACAGUUGUGCAGAGCGUGAAUGUUACUUGGGACGACAUUGGAGGAUUGGACAAGGUUAAGCAGGAGUUGAAGGAGACUGUGGAGUACCCUGUUUUGCAUCCGGAGUCGUAUGCCAAGUUUGGGUUGUCGCCCUCGCGAGGAGUGUUGUUUUACGGACCUCCUGGUACCGGUAAGACUUUGCUGGCCAAGGCUGUUGCGACCGAGGUGUCUGCGAACUUCAUUUCGGUGAAGGGACCUGAGCUGCUGUCGAUGUGGUUUGGAGAGUCCGAGUCGAACAUUCGGGAUAUCUUUGACAAGGCGAGAGCCGCAGCGCCGUGUGUAGUGUUUUUGGACGAGUUGGAUUCGAUUGCCAAGUCACGCGGAGGGUCUAUGGGAGAUGCCGGUGGAGCGUCUGAUCGGGUUGUGAACCAGCUUUUGACAGAGAUGGACGGUAUGGGAGCGAAGAAGAACGUGUUUGUUAUUGGAGCUACCAACCGACCUGAUCAGAUUGACCCCGCGUUGCUUCGACCGGGUCGAUUGGACCAGUUGAUUUACGUGCCGUUGCCGGAUGAGGAGUCGCGACUUUCUAUUUUGAAGGCGCAGCUACGCAACACGCCGCUUGAGCCCGGGUUGAACCUGCGGGAGAUUGCACAGAUUACGCAUGGGUUCUCUGGAGCCGAUUUGUCGUACAUUGUGCAGAGAGCGGCCAAGUUUGCGAUCAAGGACAGCAUUGUUGCGGCUGAGGCUGCUGAGAAGGAGGCCGGAGAAGAGGAUGUUGCAAUGGAAGAUCCUGUUCCGUAUGUGAACAAGAGCCAUUUCGAGGAGGCUAUGGUUACUGCGCGCCGAAGUGUGAGCGAUGCGGACCUGCGCCGGUACGAGGCGUAUGCGAACACGUUGCAGAUGUCUCGGGGCGGAUUUGGCAACUUCCGGUUCAGCAACGAGGAGGCGGAGGCGGCAGCGGCUGCGGGAGGCACUACGACCGAGAGCCAGUCGGCGGCGUUUGGCGCGGAGGAGGGCGACGACGAUUUGUACAAUUGAGUGAUUGAAGAAUCGGAGGUUGCUGAGAGUAGUUAUUGUUAGUUGUUAGUUUAUAUUUAGUUGUUAUAAGUUAUAUAUAUUUGAUAUUGUGAAUUGCAAGAAUAAAUGGGUGCGAGUAAAGAAGAAGGAGAGAGAAGGGGAUGACAGGCGAGUAA
Molecule: messenger RNA, 2518 nt
Organism: Myxozyma melibiosi
Lineage: Eukaryota; Fungi; Ascomycota; Lipomycetes; Lipomycetales; Lipomycetaceae
Product: cell division control protein 48
Exons: 2
Coding region: 84-2363 (759 amino acids)
Biological process (GO): retrograde protein transport, ER to cytosol; mitotic spindle disassembly; autophagosome maturation
Cellular component (GO): VCP-NPL4-UFD1 AAA ATPase complex; nucleus; cytosol
Molecular function (GO): ATP hydrolysis activity; ATP binding; polyubiquitin modification-dependent protein binding
Source: RefSeq, a predicted model, not a curated record